This is a messenger RNA of Coccomyxa subellipsoidea C-169, 2577 nucleotides long. RefSeq lists its product as hypothetical. NCBI's taxonomy places the organism in Eukaryota, Viridiplantae, Chlorophyta, Trebouxiophyceae, Coccomyxaceae. Bases 1 to 2577 code for a protein of 858 amino acids. The transcript is spliced from 17 exons. Gene Ontology annotation, biological process: endonucleolytic cleavage in ITS1 to separate SSU-rRNA from 5.8S rRNA and LSU-rRNA from tricistronic rRNA transcript (SSU-rRNA, 5.8S rRNA, LSU-rRNA); ribosomal small subunit export from nucleus; endonucleolytic cleavage in 5'-ETS of tricistronic rRNA transcript (SSU-rRNA, 5.8S rRNA, LSU-rRNA). Gene Ontology annotation, molecular function: RNA binding. The record is from RefSeq and is a predicted model, not a curated record. Gene Ontology annotation, cellular component: 90S preribosome; nucleolus; preribosome, small subunit precursor.
AUGCAGGCUGUCAUCCUGGUGGGGUACGCUCAGUAUGAGGUUGAUCAGUUCAGGGCCUUUAUGAUCGACAUGGAUGCUGACAUGGUGAAGCUUCCGCUGAGCACAAAGCGAGCGGUCUUCCUGUCUGGGAUGUCUGGGGCUGAGGUGCAGGAGGUGAUCUCCGCUUACAACGAUUCAGCCCUCCCACCUACUGUGUGGGCGGCAGCGGUGCCAGCAAAUUACCAGCGCACAAUCAGCAAUCUCUUAGAGGACAUCUAUGGGGACCACAACCUCAUGGAGCCCCAGUCGUCUAGCGGUGCGCCAUCUGAGACCUUUGGAGGCUUCCAAAGGCUGGAUGACGAGACGAUCAAGUACUUCUUGGAAGUCAAGUCUCAUUUCGACAGCCUGGUUGACCCCGAGGAGAGGGCUCUGCUGGUGGGAAAUGUGCUGGAGGAGCUCCCUGGCAAGGAGGUUAAGGUGUGCACGGACGCUACAUGCAGCCGCAUCCUGGAAGCCAUGAUCCCCAGCAUCCGCGAGGAGCAAAUGCUGCCGCUGCUGGCUGCCUUUGCCCAGGGCGAGGAGUUCUGCAUGCUCGCAUCCAGGCCCUUUGGGUCAAGGGUGGCGGAGCAGCUGCUGGUGCGGCUUGGGGAGUUGCUGGACAAUGCGCAUGGCCAGGAGAGCGAAGACAGGCUUUACGAGAUGCUGCAGAAUCUGACGGGGGUCACAGUGGCGCACCUCUGGGAGUUUGCGACCGACCGCAAUGCCUCGCAUGUUGCGCGCAAAAUGCUGUGCAUAAUUGCCGGCCGUGAUGUCACCCCUGCGCAGUCGGCACCUGCACACUCGGUCGACGGUGCCGCCUUCAUUCGCGCUGCAAAGCAAGGGGGAGGCCUGGCGGCCAAGAUAGGCGGCGAGGCCGGCGGGGAACGCCUCCGGCCGCCGGCGCGCCAUCCGGAGCUGCUGAGUCAGAUUGCGGGGGACCUGCUGUCAGACAAAUGGAGCGGGGGGCGCCUUGAGGAGCUGCUGUUCCAUGCGUAUGCCUGCCCCUGGCUGCAGACGCUGCUGUCUGCUGCUGAAGGAAGCGAGGACUUGUUGGAGCAGUUGGUACCGCGGCUUUUGGGAGCAAAGCCAGCGCAGUCACAAAAUCAAAAUCAAAAUCCCGAGGAUGGAAAUUUUGGGGGUGAGGAGCAGAGUCCCCUUGAGGGUGUGGCGGCAGACCAUGUGCAGGGGCUGGCUCAGGAUCCCACCAGCAGCCACUUCCUGGAGGUCGUCAUGAGGGUGUCACCGGAGCGGCUGUUGGCAGACAUCUAUCAGCGCUUCCUGCGUGGGGCUCUGGCGCGGCUGGCCAUGCACCCCUCCGCCAACUUUGUGGUGCAGGCCUACCUGGCAGCCCUGCACGGCUCACAGCAGGUGAAGGCGGCACUGCGCGAGUUGCGCGACGCAAUGCCGGAGUUGUUGCGCGGCCGGCGCUCGGGGGUGGUGGCCGCGCUGCUGGCGGCGGCCGGCCGCACAGGGAACGCUGCUGUGCAAGCCGACAGUGGCCUGGCGGCCAGCCUGCUGACGCAUGACAGCCCCGCCAUCAAACUCGGGGAUCCGGCCGGCCGCGCUCGGCUGUCCACGCUCGGCUGCGCCAUGCUGGGCACCGUGCUGCGUCUGCCCAAGGAGGCGAGCGCGGAUUUUGCGGAGGGAGUCGCUGACCUGUCGCCAGCUCAGCUGCUGCACGUCGGCGGCGACGGCGGCGGCAGCCGCGCGCUCGAGGCGUUCCUGGACGGGGAUGCCGGGGCGAAGCUGAAGAAGCGCGUCAUCCGGAAGCUGGCCGGCAGCUACGGGAAGCUGGCCGGCAGCCCUGGCGGCAGCCACGUCGUCCAGACCUGCUUCCGUGUCGGGGGUGUCAAGGACAAGGAGGCGAUCGCUGGGGAGCUGGCGGCGGCGGAGCAGCACAUCUCCAGCUCCAAAUUUGGACAGAUCCUCCUGCGCAGGUGCGGGGUGGAGGAUUUCAAGCGCAGCACGGACAGCUGGCGCACGCGCGCUGAGUCAGCGGCCGUCCUGCGCAGCAAAUUCGCCGAGAUGCUCGGAGACGGUGACACAGCAGCCAAUGGCACAGAUCGCCAAGGCAGCGAGGACGAAGAGCCCCCUGAGAUUAGCAAUGCCCCACCAACAGCCACAAAGGACGGCGAAGAUUGCUCAGAGGCCGCACCUGCCAAGCGCAAGAAGGGCAAGAAAGCAAAGGCUGGCCUGCAAACUGAGGACGCAGCAGGGGCAGCGCUCACAGAUCAGCCACCUGACAGCCCAAGUGGCCAGUCUGGCAGGGGUGAGAGUAAGAAAAAGAAGCGGAAGCAGUUGGCAGAAGCUGAUCAGAGCGCUGAGCUGACGAGCCCGGCUGUGGCGGCCGCUGCAGCAGGGUUGGGCGGCGAGAAGAAGAAGAAGAGGAAAAAGGAGGAGGAUGCGGUGGGUGCGAAGCAAGCCCAGAAGCAUGGAGUAGGCUCUAAGUUGGAGGGGGGUUUGGGUAGAUCGGCUGCUUUGGAGGCGUUGCUCACUGGCACAGAAGUGCAAGCACAGGGCAAGCGGCACAAGAAGCAGAAGAGUGCAUCAAGGCUGUAA